AGUUGUCCGUAUGUUUUUGACGUUACAAGACAAGAAAGAUGUAAUCAUGUCAGAUGUCAUCAUAUCAUGUGUUUUGUAAUUUUACAAUAACAGCUGAUAAUAGUUAAAUUUUACUUUAUUUUUCUUUGCCUUCUUUAUACUCUGUGCUUAGUAAUUUUAAUCUUUUCUUUCUUUUUUGCAUAAUCUGUUUAAUGGCAUUUAUUUAAUGAAUAAUAAUCAUAAUUUAAAUAAAAUCUGAAUAUACUUUAUAUGUAUAGCUAUUAAAGGCUUAUUUUGAUAAGCCUUCCUUGAAAAGAUUCAUGUGACGAAAAACAGGUCCGAAAUAUUCAUCUAUUUUAUGUAAUAUGGUUUUAUAUUUAAAUUUGUAUGUGGAAAUAAUUUUGUUUAUGCAGUUUAAUUUUUGUUUAAGAACUAAGAAAAGCCUUUAUCGAAUCCAAUAAGAACUUGAUUUAGCGUAGAUGUUACAUGUAUUUUUUUAUUAUGAAGAUUUAUCUUGGUAGAAAAAAUUGUUAAGGAUCUGUUUAAACUCUUUGUAUAAAUACUUUAGCGAGGCCUAAUUUUAAUUUAACCACGUUUUAUUAAACCAAGCAGGCAUAUCAAAUAUUUAAAGAAAAUGUCUGUUGCUGUAUUUUCAGAAUAUUGCCUUAUAAAUAAAUUAAAACAACUUUUACCCGCAGUGAAUUUUAUUGAAGUUAAAAAAUCAGAUCUUUCACCAUUGUACACAGCGGAGAUUAUCCUAGCAGAUUUUGCUAGUGUCGGACCUCAUAUAAGUCAGCUAGAAAAAGCAAAAUGGAUUCAAGGAACUUGGGCAGGAAUUGAUGCUUUAAAACAAUACAUUGAUGUAAAAAAUCCUCCAAAAUUUGCUGUCACUAGAUCAUCAGGUACAAACAUUGGUCAGUUGAUGGCAGAAUAUGUAGUGGCAAAUAUAGUCUUUCAGGAAAGGGAUUAUCUUGAGGUGAGGGAAAAUCAGAAAAAAUGCUUUUGGAACUCGGGUCCAUACCUAUAUGAUUUUAGAUCUAUAUCAGAAUUAACUAUAGGCAUAUUAGGAAUUGGAAGUAUUGGCAAUAUAAUUGGAAAAACAUUAAAAUAUAUGGGUGCUACAAUUUAUGGAUAUGGUAGAAGAGAAUCACUGCCUCUAGAAAAUGAGGAAUACCAACACAUUAGCCAAUAUUUUACUAAAGCUAACUUCAAAGACUUUUUGAGCAAAGUUGAUUAUUUAAUUAACGUAUUACCCUCUACACCUGAAACAAACGAUAUUUUAGGAAAUGGUGUUCUAGAAAAUUGUAAAGGAAAAAAUACAGUAUUUAUUAAUGUUGGAAGAGGCAAUGUUAUUAAAGACGCUGAAAUAGUACGUGCUUUAAACGAAAAAUGGAUUGCAGCUGCCAUUAUAGAUGUAUUUGAAAAGGAACCAUUGCCAGAAGAUAGUCCACUCUGGAAACAAAACAGUGUUUUCCUAACACCUCACGUAUCGGGUCCUAGCCGUGUUCAAGAUAUAGUGAAACAAUUCAAGAUCAACUAUGAGAAAUACCUAGAAAACCAGCCACUUAGUCAUAAAGUAGAUUUUGAAAAAGGUUAUUAGCAUCACUCAUUUGGAAAGUUAAACAGUCAAACUUUCAACACAAAAGAAAGAGUAGUUUAGUUUCACUAUAUAAUCAAAUAUGUUCGUACAAAAUUGUUUAUUUCUUUGUCAAUAAAAACAUUUGUCUUCA
Sitophilus oryzae (rice weevil) is the source of this 1709-nucleotide messenger RNA. RefSeq names its product glyoxylate/hydroxypyruvate reductase A-like. The record is from RefSeq and is a predicted model, not a curated record. Gene Ontology annotation, molecular function: NAD binding. The transcript has 6 exons. Lineage: Eukaryota; Metazoa; Arthropoda; Insecta; Coleoptera; Curculionidae. Bases 614 to 1579 code for a protein of 321 amino acids.